AUGGCGACCAAGGUGGAGGUCAGAGCCAGGGGCCCCCCAGGAACAAAGGAGCAUCUCCUAGCCGUGACUCGGAACUACAUCACCCACCCAAGGCUGACGUACCGAACUGUGUGUGGGGUGAAUGGACCCCUGGUGGUCCUGGGCAAUGUGAAGUUCGCCCAGUAUGCGGAGAUCGUCAACUUCACCCUCCCAAAUGGCACCCAGCGGAGCGGGCAGGUACUAGAAGUGGCCGGUUCAAAAGCCAUCGUCCAGGUGUUUGAAGGGACUUCUGGGAUUGACGCACACAAGACAUCCUGCGAGUUUACCGGGGACAUUCUCCGCACACCCGUGUCUGAGGAUAUGCUGGGCCGAGUCUUCAACGGUUCGGCGAAGCCGAUUGACAGAGGCCCCGUUGUGAUGGCCGAGGACUUCUUGGACAUUAAUGGGCAGCCCAUCAAUCCUCAAGGACGCAUCUACCCGGAAGAGAUGAUCCAGACGGGGCUUUCCCCCAUCGAUGUCAUGAACAGCAUUGCCAGAGGACAAAAGAUUCCGAUCUUCUCAGCGGCUGGUCUCCCCCACAAUGAGAUCGCAGCUCAGAUCUGCAGGCAGGCUGGGCUGGUGAAGAAAUCAAAAGACGUAGUGGAUUACCACGAGGAUAACUUCGCCAUAGUCUUCGCUGCCAUGGGGGUGAACAUGGAAACGGCUCGGUUCUUCAAGUCGGACUUUGAGGAGAAUGGGUCCAUGGAGAACGUCUGCCUCUUUCUCAACUUGGCCAACGACCCCACGAUCGAGCGCAUCAUCACGCCCCGCCUGGCUCUGACCACCGCGGAGUUCCUGGCCUAUCAGUGUGAGAAGCACAUCCUGGUGAUCUUGACCGACAUGAGCUCGUAUGCUGAGGCUCUGCGGGAGGUCUCUGCGGCCAGAGAGGAGGUGCCUGGACGACGGGGAUUUCCAGGCUACAUGUACACUGACUUGGCCACCAUCUAUGAGCGGGCAGGACGGGUGGAGGGCAGGAAUGGCUCCAUCACGCAGAUACCCAUCUUGACGAUGCCCAACGAUGAUAUCACCCAUCCCAUUCCUGAUUUAACCGGCUUCAUCACUGAAGGGCAAAUUUAUGUGGACAGACAGCUUCACAAUAGGCAGAUCUACCCUCCCAUCAACGUGCUGCCAUCUCUCUCCCGCUUGAUGAAAUCCGCUAUUGGAGAAGGCAUGACGCGGAAGGACCAUGGGGACGUUUCCAAUCAACUGUACGCGUGCUAUGCUAUUGGCAAGGAUGUUCAGGCCAUGAAGGCUGUGGUGGGGGAAGAGGCCCUGUCCGCCGAUGACCUUCUCUAUUUAGAGUUCCUGCAGAAGUUUGAGAAGCAGUUCAUUGCACAAGGUGCCUAUGAGAAUAGGACCAUCUUUGAGUCUCUGGACAUUGGCUGGCAGCUGCUCCGGAUCUUCCCCAAAGAGCUGCUGAAACGGAUCCCAGAAAGUAUCUUGUCUGAGUAUUACCCACGUGAGGCCAAAGGGAACCCAAACUCUGACACGGCCCUCUGAAUCCCAGCCUGUCCAGACCCCAAGUCAGGGGAGAUCUGUGCUCAGCCUUGGUCUGGCAGAUGGGGGCACAACUCUCAGGAGGUGAAGACGCUGUUUCUUGCAUGGAAUCAGACCCGAAUUCAGUUUUGCAAAGGUUCCUGCCUUCCAUACUCUUCAUUCUGUGCUUGUCAGCUCUGCAGAAACACUGCCCACUUUCUUUUCUUGUUGUGUAAGAAUUGGUUAUGCGUGGUGUCCUGAUUCAAAAUAAAAGUGAAAUCCUUUGAACAAG
This is a messenger RNA of Python bivittatus (Burmese python), 1786 nucleotides long. It is a transcript of the gene ATP6V1B1, whose product is annotated as ATPase H+ transporting V1 subunit B1. The record is from RefSeq and is a predicted model, not a curated record. Lineage: Eukaryota; Metazoa; Chordata; Lepidosauria; Squamata; Pythonidae. Gene Ontology annotation, molecular function: proton-transporting ATPase activity, rotational mechanism; ATP binding. Gene Ontology annotation, cellular component: proton-transporting V-type ATPase, V1 domain. Gene Ontology annotation, biological process: proton transmembrane transport; vacuolar acidification.